Molecule: messenger RNA, 824 nt
Organism: Salvia splendens (bonfire salvia)
Lineage: Eukaryota; Viridiplantae; Streptophyta; Magnoliopsida; Lamiales; Lamiaceae
Product: protein CREG1
Exons: 2
Coding region: 18-677 (219 amino acids)
Source: RefSeq, a predicted model, not a curated record
AACCCGUGCCGUGCCAUAUGGACUGGAGUAUUAGAUACUCCUAUAAAAAGGGUAUCUCCGAUCCUCCUCUGUAUAUCAACUCUCUACUCUCAUCUCUCAUCUCAUUUCAUCUCCCACUCUCUGCUCUCAUGCCUUCUUUCUACUGCCUUCUAGUGGUAGUGUUGCUCAGUGCCGCCGGCACAUCGAGCCGUCCGAACGUGGAUAACGUUCCGGAGUUUGCCCGGUGGCUUGUCCACAAGGGCAAGUGGGGGGUGAUCUCGUUCAACAGCCUCGUGUUUGUACCCCAAGGGUACAUUGCAUCCUACGCGGAUGCAGGCACGGGGAGCCCCUACUUCUACCUCUCCACCCUCGACCCGGUCGGGAUGGUUGUCCCCACGGACGCCCGAGCCAGCCUCACGGUCAGUGAGAUCUCAUUUGACGGCUGCGGCGGUCAAGAGGCGCAGAAUCCCUCCUGCGCCAAGAUCUCUCUCUCCGGCGAGCUUCUCAUGCUGCCGGGGGACUCGGAGGAGGGCCUCAAGGCGGAGCGGGCUUUAUUCAAAGCUCACCCCUCCUUCUCCGGCUUCCCCAAGAUGAACGGCACAUUUGCCGUCUACAAAUUGAUUGUUGACGAGAUCUUCCUCGUCAACAAGAUGGCGCCGCCCCGGUCCCUCUCGGUGGAGGAAUACUUUGAAGCUUGAGGAGUGUUUGCAGCUUGCAGGAUCUUAGUAGUUUUUUUUAGUUUCUAAUCAAUUAUGUACUUGUCCGUACUCCUAGUUAAUUAGUAAGUAAUUAAUUCUUCCUCGUGUGUUUUGUAUUAUAUUAAUCUUAAUGCGUGUUAGCUGCAA